This is a messenger RNA of Patiria miniata (bat star), 4104 nucleotides long. RefSeq names its product polypeptide N-acetylgalactosaminyltransferase 1-like. The transcript has 10 exons. Gene Ontology annotation, cellular component: Golgi apparatus. The record is from RefSeq and is a predicted model, not a curated record. NCBI's taxonomy places the organism in Eukaryota, Metazoa, Echinodermata, Asteroidea, Valvatida, Asterinidae. Bases 436 to 2574 code for a protein of 712 amino acids.
GGCCGACUUAGUCGUUCAGCUGGCUCAGUUUAGAGUUGGAUGUACAAUAUAUCACAAUCUGGUAAUGGGAUCAUGUGAGUUCGCAGACGAGAGUUAAAGACGUCAGAAAAAAAGUACACGCUGGGACGUGAAGUCACGUGGCGUUGCCUUUGAUACUGAGGGAAAAAAACUGCAUGGAAAAUAAGCCUGAGCUGGAGCAGCCGGUAUUGGAGUCAAACACAAUAAAUAUUGCUCGUGUUGCCUUGGCCUUUUGCACGUGCUGUGAGUGCGACCGGGCCACGCGCAAAGGAGCUGCUCACAAUCCGUUACUGAGAGCUCCCACACAGACAGUACUCUGCAAGUGGCCGGGGUAGUACGAUACAUAACACCGCGAAACCAGAGUAUUUGGUUGCGAGGAUUUCGACGGCACGAGGAUUUCGACGGCACUGUGGAAGGAUGAGGAGGAGGUGGUUUCACUGCAGUUACAUCAACGUACUACUUCUCAUCCCACUCUGCUGCUGGCUGCCUCUCCACUUGUAUCUACGUCUCGGGUCACGCACGGGAGGAGCUAGCCCGCAUCCCGUGAGAUCCAAAGACAGCGAAAUCUUGGGUCGUGUCAGUGAUGUACACCACGUUGGAAUAUACACGGGCAGCCACGGAGAGGACGGCUGGGAAAAUAAUGCAAAAAAGUGGCGGGGAAAUAUUCCGGGGAAUAUUGCGGACAAGACUGGAACGAGCGCAGACGAGACUGAUGAUGUAAAAAGGCGGGAGACGAAGCUCGCCAAAGCGGCAGAUUUGCAUGGCAACAAGCCAGACGUUGUGAGGCUCACUGUGAGGAGAAAACCGGAGUCGUCGGAGGUGGAUAAUAAUCCUAAAUUUGAUUUCAAAAGAACGUUGGAGUCGGCCAAGAAAAACAUCAAAUCAGAUUUGUUUGGCAAAAAGGCACAAAUCCCAGAUGCCAAAAAGAUUCCACUCAGUGCCCAAGGCAACAGGACUUCACCGUUCCAGGAACCAGGGUAUAGAUGGCAACGCGACGGGCCGGGGGAAAAUGGUAAACCGGUUAAUUUGUCACCGCUGGAGGAGCAAAACGCUAACGCUAGUUUUGACAUAAACCGGUUUAAUCUUGUGGUUAGUCAGCAGAUCGCCUUGAACCGUAGUUUACCGGACGUCAGACCUCCCAGAUGCCGCUUUCUAAGAUACCCAGUGACCCUUCCCACGACCAGCGUUAUCAUAGUGUUUCACAACGAGGCUUGGAGCACUCUGCUCCGCACCGUCACCAGCGUCAUCAACCGAUCACCCAGGGAACUACUACGAGAGAUCAUACUAGUUGACGACGCCAGUCAACCCAAUUUCGAUUGGCUACAGAAACCACUUGAUGACUACGUAGCAGGUCUUCCCGUUUCAGUUCGCGUGGAGCGUCUGAAAUCAAGGCAAGGGAUCGUAGCUGCCCGCCAUUUGGGCGUGGCUGUGUCUAAGGGGGAGGUGUUGACGUUUUUGGACUCCCACUGCGAGUGUACCAAGGGCUGGCUGGAGCCACUGCUGGAGAGGAUAGCAAGAGACAGGACUCGAGUUGUCAGUCCCGUGAUCGACUCUAUCAGUGACCGUACCUUCAGGUACAGCGCCUCCACCGGCCUGCCGCUGAUAGGUGGCUUCUCCUGGCUGCCCGAGUUCACGUGGACGGUGGUGCCGUUGCGAGAGCAGCGCCGGGUCAAAUACGAUAUCCACCUGCCUCUCAGAACCCCGACCAUAGCUGGCGGUCUGUUCGCCAUCCACCGUGAGUUCUUCCACCGUCUCGGAGGCUAUGACUCCGGCCUGAAGAUCUGGGGCGGAGAGAAUCUGCAACUCUCCUUUAAGGUUUGGCAGUGUGGUGGCUCAUUGGAGAUCGUACCCUGCUCCCACGUGGGGCACGUCUUUCGCUCCACCACCCCGUACGACUUCCCCGGAGGCGCUGAGCCAACGGUGCUCCGCAACACCAAACGGGUCUUAGAGGUCUGGGCCGAUGCCUACACGCGGGAACUGUUCUACGCCAUGACGCCGGUCUACCGUAGCGUGGAUCACGGCGACGUGAGGGGGGAGAUCGCGCUGAGGGACCGGCUGGGAUGUAAGGGGUUCCGAUGGUACCUGGACCAGGUCUACCCCGAAAACGGACUGCCUUUUGAGUUCAGAGUUCUGGGAGCGAUUAAGAAUGUUGGGAUCAACAUGUGUCUAGACGGUGUUGCAUCACGGAGAGGCGGCAAGAGAGAUGUAUACACGGAUGCCGCGUUGGAACUUUGUCACGGCAGUGGGCCCGGCCAGGUGUUUGCCUACAACAUGAGGAACCAACUGCAGCAUAACCGACAGUGCCUUACUGUCGUUGAGGGCGCUACAGUGGCCCGUCUGAGUUUCUGCAUCGCAGACGAAGGGAGGAACGCAAAUCAACGCUGGAAAUACAACAGCAAGGAGAUGACACUCGUCAACAUAAGAACUAAGACUUGUCUGGAUGUGAAACCUGUGGAAAUAGAGGAGGAUCUUUUCUUGGCGACCAUGAAUGAGUGUGAUAGCGCCCUCUCGCAGCAGUGGACAAUGCACAAUAUCACUAUACGCGGAGUUAGUUGACGUGACCAUAACAAACUAACCGAGAACACUAUAAAUUAAGAAGCAACACCUCAUAUUUCAGUCAGUUUUGUGUGUGAUUCGCUGAUUGCGGAGACGCAUCGAGUUAGCAGCUUCUCCAUCCAUUUGGUACUGGCGAAGUCAGGACAACUGAUACUUUCAGCAAGUUUUGCGGGUGUGUUCUGGUUGAAGCUCGCGUAUUAAAACAUUCGGGAGAAAUUUAGGGCGGGAUCAAAUGCAAGAAAUUACCGCAAGAAAGUGCCUCCACCGUAUGGUUUAUGCACUGAUGAUGGGCUGCAUGGACGGCUGCAUCAAUUUAUCAAUUUAUCAAAUAAAACAAGCAACGAACUGGAACAAACUCUAAAUACCUUUAAAUCAAUAUUUAUCUUUACUUCCAAAAUAACAUCUUCGGCAUUUCUGAUUACAAAGUAGAUUUUCAUUUUACAGAACAAAGGAAAAACAAUAAUAGUAAAAUCAAUUAAACGACAGUACUGCAAUUACUUCUCUCACAAUGUUUUGCCGCAUGAAAAAUGAGAAUGUAUACGGCAUCGGUCACUUUGCGUAAUUACACAUCAAGUUACAUGUAUAUUGACUGACAAAAUAAAACACGCUAAUCCAUUUAAACGGUGCACGUUUGGAUUUGAAGCGCCAAACUUCAUUGGGCUAUAUACCCCCCCCCAAAAAAAAAAUCAACCUGUACUUUUUAUCUAGCACAGUGGGAUAUUACUCUUGUAAGAAAAUCAAUUUGAUCACAUGGAAAUGAGUGCAUAGAUAAGUUACAGCAUGUGUAUGACUAUGAUGAAGUUCAGCUGACGAAGGUGGUCAAAUAAAACACACAAGCUGUUAAACACAUAAGAAUGGGGCCCAAUUUUAACAGCUCUGCCUCCUGUCAAGGGCGGAUCCAGAACACAAUUUUUUACCCCCAAAAAGUAGGUCCAAAAAAAAUACGCGUGGGGUUCUGGGCCCGCGUAAGGGCCCGGAAAUUUUUUGGGAUUUUUGGUGCGAUCUGAGGCAAUUUCUGACCAUUUUUUAGGAGGAAAAGAUGGUGGUGUGUGCAGUGCCUGCCUUUAUUGCGACGUCACUUAAAAUAAAACCAAAAUGGGUUCGUUGGGGGGGGGGGGGGAUGGCCCCUGUUCCCCCACCCCCCGUGACCGCCCUUGCCUCCUGUAAGCAACAAAUACCUGACAUGUAUCCGCUCCGUGCACAAGUAAGUAUCCCUUCACCGACAAAGGAAAUUGGGGGUGACCGACCGACGCCAUCUGCCCGACUGCAAUUUUGCCGUGGCGCGCGGCUGGUGUACGUGCGUCACACACAGAAAUCGGUACGAUGCGCGUCAACCAGCUAAAUGUCCCGCCCACGUCGUUGCUAGGUAAAAGGGCGCCCUCUUUCUAUUCUUUCUCUUUCGUUGGCGAACGGAGCCCAUAACUUGAGAGUAUUCCGCCCAGCGGUUUGCGUAUUUCUCAUUUACAGCAAAUGAUUAACUCUCCAGUCGGUAAUUUUAAGCAUUUCGUGCUUACGGGGUACGAAUUUAGA